CACCAAGACUUAGAGAAGUUUCAACUGCCACCACGGAAGCAAGCUCUCCCAGGAUCCGAUCGGUCGACAGAAGCACCAUGUGCUCAGAUCUGCAGUCGAAGGCGGCAAAAUGGGGUCCCCUCCAAUGCGCUAGCCGCCUCGGUUGAACAUGACGGUACCAUGGGGCCAGAGAUACAAAGCCACAGACUGAUCGUCUCCUUCACACUGUUGUUGCACUUGUGAACCCGAUCGCCCUAUUUCGUUCCACCAAAUACUCAAGCUACAAGCAUGGCUUGGCCCAACCCAUUUCGUAGGCGCACUGAGAACACCAGAAGUGUCUGGGCUUAUGAGUUUGAAUGGACGGAUGAUCACAUUACACCUGAGCAAUCAGAGCCGUGGAAACACUCUUACGACGUACUGGCAGAGGAGUGUGUGGAUCGACUGAAUGCCAUUUCGCCACAUCAGAAGGGAGUCUUGCCAAGGAACAGCAACACACAGCCAGUACCUGUUCGGACUGAGGGCACCAAUGAAGAAAAGGAAAAGGUGUAUCCGGUACCACAGCGAGACCUAUACGCAUUACUCAAGGAACACCACGAAUCAGACCCUAAACUCGACAAGCUGUGGCAGCAGAUCAACACUGUCCCAGAUUGGGUAGACUGGGAUCAGAUCGAAAGAGGCCAAGAUGUGUUUUAUCGGUAUGGAGGGCCAGCGCUGACUGGACUCACCUUCCAGUCCUUACUUGGUGGUAUGGGUGCUGCGCGAGUUGUCGAGACUCUAGCUCGCACUGGAGGCUUCAACACGAAGGUGGCUAGAAGACGAUUGUUCGAAACUACACAGCACAUUCUUCAGUGUACCAGGUCUUUGGAAGGCAUCAAGCCUGGUGGCGAAGGGCAUGCUUCGUCUGUAAGAGUUCGUCUCUUGCAUGCAGCGGUGCGCCAACGCAUCCUGAAGCUCGCAGAAACAAAACCAAAUUACUACAACGUGAAAGAGUGGGGGAUACCGGUGAACGACCUGGACCAGAUCGCUACCAUCGGCACGUUCUCAUCGUCACUGAUCUGGCUUAGCUUCCCACGUCAGGGCAUCUUCCUUAGCAAUCAGGAAAUCGAGGACUACCUUGCUCUGUGGCGAUAUAUCGCAUACAUUCUCGGCACGCCAGAUACCUUCUUCACCACUACGCCAAAGGCAAAGGCCAUCAUGGAGUCACUCUUCUACAACGAAGUCCACCCUUCAGAGAUGUCAAAGACCAUGGCCAACAACAUUAUUCUUUCCCUGAAGGAGACGCCACCAACGUUCGUGUCUGCCGAUAUGCUCACUGCCAGUGCACGAUGGUUGAAUGGAAACGCCUUAUCUGAUGCCCUUGGUCUCAGACAAGUGUCUCUAUACUACUGGGCGCUGAUGGCGGGUCAAUGUCUCUUCUUCGCGGUCUACUGUUACAUGAAUCGCUUGAUCCCUGCCUGGGACCGCGACCAUGUCAGAAGGGCCAAGAUAGUAUUUUGGGAUGUGAUAGUCAAGGCGAAAUGGGGGCUUGCUGGCGAGGAGACUACGUUCGACUUCAAGUAUGUACCAGAGUACGAUACAUUAACAGAACUGGGCAAACACGAAGAACGGAAGCUAAAGAGGUCUGGCAUCGAGUCAAGAAACUUGAGGGCCUUCGCUAUCUUCGCUGGUGUCUCUCUAGUUGCGUUUAGUGUUGGUACAUAUGCCAUAGUAAAGGUGGCGUCUCGCAUUUUGGGGACCAUGUGGUAGGGCUGCUCCCCGGCUGCCUUUGAGCAUUUCGAUUCUCUAGUUUCCCAUUUAUAACAGACCGUACAUCUUCCAUACGUGUUGACCGCUUCCUGUCGUUCCGUUGCCCGUCUCUUACUCUCCCGCCUGCAGGAGCGAACUCACCC
Molecule: messenger RNA, 1868 nt
Organism: Macroventuria anomochaeta
Lineage: Eukaryota; Fungi; Ascomycota; Dothideomycetes; Pleosporales; Didymellaceae
Exons: 2
Coding region: 268-1725 (485 amino acids)
Molecular function (GO): oxidoreductase activity
Source: RefSeq, a predicted model, not a curated record